ACAUGUGACUAUUGGGAUUGAGAGAGGAAUGUUAAUUAGCCUGGAGCAAAUAUCCAUUUAGGGAUAUAAAUAGCCAGAUACUGGUUUUGACAAACAGAGUCGUUGGCGAAAGCCAGAAAUUUAUACGAAUUAUUUUUCUCAAGCAAAUCAUUUGAAAUCUUCAUGCUUGGGUGGCCUGAUCUGAUCUGAGAUAUGGAGCAGGCAGAACUUACAACGGAGCAGGUUCUCAAGAGGGAUAUACCAUGGGAAACGUACAUGACCGCAAAGUUGAUCACUGGGACAUGUCUACAGUUGUUGAGGCGCUAUGACCAUAGACCUGAAAAUGUUCAAGCCGCUUUAAUUGAUGAUGAUGGCCCUGCUUACAUCCGAGUAUUUGUAUCCAUUUUGCGUGAUAUUACUAAAGAAGAAACUCUAGAAUAUGUACUUGCUCUUAUUGAUGAAAUGCUUACAGCAAACCCAAUGCGUGCAAAACUCUUCCAUGACAGUUCACUAUCAAAUGAAGAUGUUUAUCAACCUUUUUUGAGGUUACUGUCCAAAGGAAACUGGUUCAUCCAAGAGAAAAGCUGCAAAAUACUCACUUUGAUAAUAAGCUCUAAGAAGAAAUCGAUGAAAGAUGCUAUCAUUUACAAUGGGGAAGCUUCGGGUUCAAAACAAACAUUUACAACUAUUGAUGAUGUUCUUAGAGGAUUGGUUGACUGGCUAUGUAAUCAGUUAAGAAGACCCUCACAUCCAGUUCGUGGAAUACCUACAGCUGUGAGUUCCUUGGCAACAUUGCUAAGAGAACCUCUGGUUAGAUCACUAUUUGUAAAGGCGGAUGGGGUGAAACUCCUAACUCCUCUUCUUUCACCAGCAUCUGCUCAGCAGUACGUUCAGCUCCUCUAUGAGACAGCUCUUUGUAUAUGGCUCCUUUCAUUUUAUGAUGCUGCUAUGGAUGCGUUAGCCAUGACUCGCACUUUACCUCGUUUAGUGGAGAUUGUCAAAAGCUCCACAAAAGAAAAGGUUGUAAGGGUCACUGUCUUGACAUUGAAAAACAUGCUUAUUAAAGGAACGUUUGCAAGUGAAAUGGUGGAUCUUGGGUUGCCACAAAUUGUGCAAAACUUAAAAUCACAGACUUGGAGUGAUGAGGAUCUAGUUGAAGCAUUAAAUUUUCUGGAAGAAGGCUUAAAGGAUAGCAUUAGAAAAUUAAGUUCUUUUGACAAGUACAAACAGGAGGUUAUGCUUGGAAAUCUUGAUUGGUCCCCAAUGCACAAGGAUCCAUCAUUUUGGUCUGAAAAUAUUACUAAAUUUGAAGAUAAUGACUUCCAGGUCUUACGUGUUUUAAUUGCAAUACUUGAUAAUUCUGGAGAUCCAAGGACACUCGCUGUGGCUUGCUAUGAUAUUUCUCAAUUCAUUCAGUAUCAUCCAGUUGGGAGAGGCAUUGUUUUAGACCUGAAAGGUAAAGAGCGUAUCAUGAAACAUAUGGAUCAUGAGAGCUCAGAAGUAAGAAAGAAUGCCCUGCUGUGUGUGCAAAAGCUUUUGCUUAGUGCAAAGUAUGUGAGCUAUUUGCAAUCAUAAAUUAAUUAAUUAUUACUUUAGUAUUUGUUGCUGUUAAGGCUUUCUUACAUGACAAUCUUUGGCAAGAAGGCUUACACAUAUGAGGAGCACACUGAGACUCCCUUUAAUUUUAUUUUUUAAAGCUGCAUAUUGUUUUGUCAGCUAUUUGCAAUCAUAAAUUUAUUUAUUUUUAUAUCAGGUAUUUGGCACUGUAAGGCUUUCUAACA
Messenger RNA from Cryptomeria japonica (Japanese cedar), 1760 nucleotides. RefSeq names its product probable V-type proton ATPase subunit H. Gene Ontology annotation, biological process: proton transmembrane transport. The transcript is spliced from 12 exons. Gene Ontology annotation, cellular component: vacuolar proton-transporting V-type ATPase, V1 domain. Bases 193 to 1554 code for a protein of 453 amino acids. NCBI's taxonomy places the organism in Eukaryota, Viridiplantae, Streptophyta, Pinopsida, Cupressales, Cupressaceae. The record is from RefSeq and is a predicted model, not a curated record. Gene Ontology annotation, molecular function: proton-transporting ATPase activity, rotational mechanism.